GUUAUUAUAAACAACACAAAGGGUUUUGGCUAAAAUAAGUGACAAGUAAAAUGACCACGACAGAGAACAAACCACAAAUAUUAGCAUUUGGCCCUCGUGGCCUUGCUAAUAUUAGUAUCGCUAUGGAUAAUAAUGGUAAAUCAUCACCGGCUGUGGUGGACACAAAUGAUCAACAUGAUCAUUAUGACAGUUUUGAUAUACAAAAUGGACAUGUUAAGGAUUAUAUGCUCGACUGGCUGGCGAUAUAUGUUUCCAAAACAAUCACUAUAUGUUUGACAUACGGCGUACAAUUAAUGCUGAUCAUACUAGGGUCAAUCUAUGUGACGGAUUGUUACGCGGCCCCUGAACUGCCCAUAAUGGCAAUAAUAGUGGGCGCGGGUUACUCGGUGUGCUGGGUGGUUUACCGAAACACUGAGACUGGUAAAUUGCACCCAGAUUGUUAAAUCAGCUUGCUACACUAGAACAUCAUGCGCGUUCAUUGUUUUGCUAGUUGGAUUAGUACGUGCGAUGUGCAUAUUCACAUAUUGGCGAUCAUAUUCAAACGUGCUGAUCGCACCUGUUGCUACGUUUGCCAUGACUGUGUUGGCGAUCGUGAUUAAAUUAAAGUUGAUCGACCCAGCUGCUAAAGUUCUAAAGUCGCG
Molecule: messenger RNA, 641 nt
Organism: Medioppia subpectinata
Lineage: Eukaryota; Metazoa; Arthropoda; Arachnida; Sarcoptiformes; Oppiidae
Source: the annotation of a GenBank genome assembly